AUGGAUUUUGCAAAUUUUGAAAAGUUAAAGUGUGUCAAGUUGGCUGAUUCGAGAUUAAGUGACAUUGUCAACUUUGCAUUCCCAGAUUCACUUGAUGUUUUGGAUUUGUCUAAAAGUUAUAUUACUUCUAUUGAAGGAGUCAAAUUUCCGAAAAUUUUAGUGAGUUUAAAUCCAAGUUCAAAUUUUCCUAGAAGCAUUGCUGGGGUACAAUUUCCCCCAACCCUAAGGAGACCCAACCUCAAUAUCAUUCUAAUAAAUGCUGGCGAUAUCCAGAAGUCUAAUCUUCACGAAAAUUUUCACAUUGAAACGUUGUACUUAGGAGGACAAGAUAAAAUUGACUUUUCUUGUUGCAUGUUACUCGAGAAUCUUCAUAGCUUAAGUUUGUGCCAUUGCAUUGCAUCAAAUAGCUAUCGUUUCGGACACAAAUUGAAAAGUUUACAAAUAGAGUAUUGUGACUAUACAAAUGGAAUGAGCAUCGGUGAAUGUUUUAAUUUGAAAUAUUUGUACAUUUAG
Molecule: messenger RNA, 513 nt
Organism: Lodderomyces orthopsilosis Co 90-125
Lineage: Eukaryota; Fungi; Ascomycota; Pichiomycetes; Serinales; Debaryomycetaceae
Product: Lmo1 h
Exons: 1
Coding region: 1-513 (170 amino acids)
Source: RefSeq, a predicted model, not a curated record